Messenger RNA from Centruroides sculpturatus (bark scorpion), 1411 nucleotides. RefSeq names its product cell death regulator Aven-like. The coding region runs from base 127 to 1041 and encodes 304 amino acids. Lineage: Eukaryota; Metazoa; Arthropoda; Arachnida; Scorpiones; Buthidae. The transcript has 6 exons. Gene Ontology annotation, biological process: negative regulation of G2/M transition of mitotic cell cycle. The record is from RefSeq and is a predicted model, not a curated record.
GGACCACGUGUUGCCAUAUUGCUGCACGGUUCGACCAUUUUGAAUUCAUUGCUGUUGAGUUCGCAACGUUAUGUCAGUUUACCGUUGUUGUCAGGUUGAUUAUCGUGUAAAUUUAUAGUAAAUAAUAUGUCUCCGGCUCCUAAGAAGCGUGGACAUGGCAGGAAGAGUAAUGACGUAAGAGGUCGAGAUGAGGAAGAAAGUUGUAAAUUUCAAGGAAAGGCGCAUUCGAAAAAUGUUGGAAGAGGCAAAUGCCACGAAGAUAUUUCUCUGAAAAAUGAUCGAGAUGAGAGUGAAGCUCAAACUUCAGAAAUAUCAGAUGAAUUAAAUACAUUUACAAAGAAAUACAGCAAAAGAGCUUUAAAUACUAAUUGGGAUAAAUAUGAAGAAAAAACAGAGACGUCCGAAGAAUUGGCCGGAAUGGACUUUCAAACUGCAUUGAACUGUUCAAGUAGUGCUGUUUCACAGCUAAAGUUAGAAGAAGAAAAAACUUGGGAUGAAGAAUUUUUAAAAAUUGAUUCAAAUGAUUUCACUUCAAUUAACUGUGAUAAUUUGAUUCAAGCUUUAGAAUGCAUUCCUUUUCAUGAUAGAAUGGCUAUUUCUGAAAAUUUUUUUAUGGAUAAUAUGGUGAAUGAAUUUAAUAGUGAUGCUGAACAUCAGAGAAAAAUCUAUAUUCCUCCAAAGAUAUCUAGAAUAGUUCCUAAACAAACAGAACUCGAAAAUCAGAGUCGUCAGAAAGAAAGUGAUGUAAAGAACAUAAUAGAAUCUCUUACAAAUUGCCUCAUUCUCAAAGAUGAAAUGAAGGAUGAUAAAAAUAAGAAAAAUAUGUUUGUAUCUGAGAAUGUUGAUGAUGACGACGACGACACACUAGAAAUGUUACUUUCGUUAACUGAAGAAAAGCAUAAUUCAAAGAAAGUAACACUUCCUUCCACUUCAGAAAGUACAAGUACAAAUGUACAAUUAGAAAACAAACCUGCAGAUAAACCAUUAGAAAAAUCAGAUAUGAGUUUGAAUGACUGGUUGGACAGCAUUGUAGAAGAUUAAAAUCAACUUAUUGUUAAUUCUGAAUGAUGUUUUAUCUAUUAAAAAAAAACAAAAAUUGUAUAGAUAAUAUUUAAUAAAUUAUUUACAUUUCAGUUUUUCAGAUCUAGUGUACACUUGUAUAUAAAAUCUUAAUUGUUCUUUAUGUAUACUCCCUGCGAAAAGACUUAAAAAUUCAUAUUUUAUGAAUAGUUUUAUUUAAUAAAAAUUUAUAAACUUUACAAUAACCUGUUCACUAAUUUCUGUUAGCAGUUUUCAUGUCAACAUAGAACUUGAAACAAAUGAAAUGUGUGUCCAGGAUUUUCGGAAUUACACAUUUACCAAAGUAAUGAAAAUUAAUGCGUUAUAUUAAGCGAUGGCAAGUGAAACAAAG